AGUAGACUAUAAUAACAUGUACUAAAGUCUUGUCCAAACAGAAAUAUCUUUUUAUCUUUUCAAAGAAGCUUUGAAGAUUCAUGGCGAUGUCUAACGUACAACCUCUGCUUCUCCUCGUCGCAUCACUCUUCUUCUUACCGGCUUUGCACGGCGCCAUCGAUUUCGAAUACUGCGGCAAAAAUGGAAACGAUUACGGUAACGUCAACCGUAUCGAGAUCUCUCAGAACCCGUCGGUUGGGCCUGAAGAAAGCUCAAGCCUCACUAUUUAUGUAUACGGUUCUGCAAGCAAAAACAUCACCGUGGGAACUCUUGUAUACGUAACCUUUAAAGACGGGGAAUUUACUGGUCUUUUAAAGACUUACAAUCUCUGUGAUGUGAGUGCUUGUAACACUGAAGCUGAGAUUGAAGCUGGCACUAACUUUCUGUUGACUCUUCCCGAAGUUCUUUAUGUUGGUUUUGAUGAGGUAACUAUUCUUACAUUCUUUACAUAGUGGAAAAAAAUUAUGAAUGAAUGUGAUUUUCCUUA
This is a messenger RNA of Arabidopsis arenosa, 526 nucleotides long. The record is from the annotation of a GenBank genome assembly. NCBI's taxonomy places the organism in Eukaryota, Viridiplantae, Streptophyta, Magnoliopsida, Brassicales, Brassicaceae.